Messenger RNA from Betta splendens (Siamese fighting fish), 2296 nucleotides. RefSeq names its product methyltransferase 13, eEF1A lysine and N-terminal methyltransferase (gene mettl13). The record is from RefSeq and is a predicted model, not a curated record. Bases 102 to 2186 code for a protein of 694 amino acids. The transcript is spliced from 9 exons. NCBI's taxonomy places the organism in Eukaryota, Metazoa, Chordata, Actinopteri, Anabantiformes, Osphronemidae.
GUAAUGCGGUCCGGGUUGGUAAAUCGCUCCGUGGUGCCAUGUGGAGAAGCGGCUGUAAACACACGCUGUCGCGGUAAAAAGAAAACGCUUUGUAGCUGACAAUGAGUCUGUUACCUCGCACUGCAGAGGAGUUCAGCUCUGCGGAGUACUGGGAGAAGUUCUUUAAGAAGCGCGGAGAAAAGGCUUUUGAGUGGUAUGGAGACUACAACAAACUCUGUGGCGUUCUGCAUAAAUACAUCAAAGUGCAAGAUAAGGUGCUGGUGGUCGGUUGUGGUAACUCUGAGCUGAGUGAGCAGCUCUACGAUGUCGGUUACAAACAUCUAACUAAUAUCGACAUCAGCGAAACAGUGGUGACCCAUAUGAACCAGAGAAAUGUCGAGCGUCGGCCGGGCCUCACCUUUCAGCAAAUGGAUGCGACAAAGACUCCAUUUGAGGACGCCAGCUACCAGGCAGCCCUGGACAAAGGUACACUGGAUGCCAUGGCAUCUGAAGAGGAAGGAGCUCUAGCCAGGAACAUGCUCGCUGAGGUGGGCCGUGUGCUAAGUGUCGGGGGACGGUACGUCUGUGUGACGUUGGCUCAGGAGAGCGUGAUCAAGUUGGCGGUGGAGCACUUCGUACAGCUGGGGUGGGCAGUGAGGCUCCACUGCCUGCAGGAGGGAAGUGGGGACGAGGAGGACUCCUUUGCUCUGCCUGUCUUUGUCUUGGUUGGCACCAAGUUUCGUCAGCCUAUGCCCGUGCCCAUUCUGGAGAUGUGUCUUGGCGAAGAUGGAACCCCGACGCGUCUCACGCAGGUUUCAGAUUUGUUGGCGGCUGUGAGAGAGCAUCAGGCGUACUCUGUUUUGAGAAAGAAGCUUCGCUCAGGAACAGAUGCCAGCUCAAACCAGUCACUCACUCUCUGCCACACUAAGACUGGCCUUCCCAGAUACACAGUCACAGUGCAAGACUCCCCCCCAGGAGCCAAGGUUCCAAGAUCAAACCAGUUUGCUGUAUUUAUUGUGCCUCAAGGCAGUGAGACAGCGUGGCUUUACAGCUCCAGCGAAGGUCAAAGGCAACUGGCAGCCAGCGCUAACUUUAGACGCCUGCUUAUUGUGACAAUGCACAGAAAUCAAGAUUACACAGACAUGCAGGCUGUCCAGGCUGAGCUCUCACCAAUGGUGAUGGACUUGGCUCCCCCCGGUAUGCCAGCCAACCAGCAGGUGCCCUUUCUGUCAGUUGGAGGGGAUUUGGGUUGGCGAGAGGAGGUGAGCAGGGGAGUGAGUGAGCUGAGCGGAGAAUACUGUGUGGAGAACGUGAAAGGAGAAGAUGGUGAACUGUAUCGUAGACUCGUAUUUCUGUCCAAUGCAGCCCUUGUCCAAUCAGAAAGUCGUCUUGUCUCAUCCAACACCUCAUCAAUUCAAAAAAAGAAGAGCAAAAAAAAGACCAAAUCAGCAGCUGCUCCUACAUCUUCAACGUCUCUGUCAGUGGACAGUGGUUUCCUCUGCUGCGCUCACCAUGAAGUCAUGGUGGCAGGUCUGGCAAUGCUUGGGGUGGGCAUGCCAAAGAAUAAAGACAAGCCAGUGUCAGUGCUUCUGAUUGGGCUUGGUGGUGGAGGCCUGCCUCAGUUUCUGCGGGACUUUGUGCCUGAAGUUAUGAUUGAGGUUGUGGAACUAGACCCGGUGGUGCUGGAUGUGGCAAAGGAAUGGUUUGGCUUCAGACCGGACGAUCAGCUGUGUGUCACUCUUGGGGAUGGCCUUGAACACAUCUGCACCCUUGAGAAAAAAGGUGGUCGUCUGUUUGAUGCCAUCAUGUUUGACGUAGAUAACAAAGACAGCACUGUGGGUAUGAGCUGCCCUCCUGCUGCCUUUGUAGAAACCUCCAUGCUGCAGAAGGUCCGCAGCCUCCUAAGCCCCAGAGGUAUCUUUAUCCUGAACCUUGUGUGUCGUGACUCCGUCUUGAGGAAGAGCGUGCUGGAACGUGUCAACAGCCUAUUCCCCACCGUCCUGUUUCGCAAGAUUGAAGGGGAGGUGAAUGAGGUGCUGCUGUGCUCCUGUGAAAAGAGGGAAAAGUCCAGUGGCACUGACAUCUUUCCAUCCUUAAGUGAAGCAGCCAAGGUUCUGCAGAGUGCACUGAGCUCUAAAAGGACUGGAACCAACCACAAGCCGCAUAUAGAUAUAGUAGAGCUGCUAAAAGACAUGAAGGUGGAGUAAUGUCUGCUGGGCUUGAGUUAAAUGUAAGACAAGUACACAGACUUCACCAUUCAGUGCAAUGUAUGUAUAUCAUAAUGUCAAGUAAAUAAUAUUUUAUCAUUACAUCUUAA